Messenger RNA from Oppiella nova, 4353 nucleotides. NCBI's taxonomy places the organism in Eukaryota, Metazoa, Arthropoda, Arachnida, Sarcoptiformes, Oppiidae. The record is from the annotation of a GenBank genome assembly.
GACCCCAACUUGACCUGGUAUUCAAACACACCUGACUUUACACUAUGCUUCCAAGAGACAGCACUCGUAUGGUUUCCCAUACUAUUCCUAUGGAUAUUCUCCUCCUAUGAAUUGUACAGAAUCGCCAACACAUGUGAUAAUCCCAUUCCUUGGAGUGCCUUAAAUGUGACCAAAAUUGUGAAUCCUGACAAUAUUUAUCUUAUAUUUCAAUCGAGUGAAAGGAUUGAACAGAUCUGUUAUAUUAUUUUUCUUCUGGCUAUUUAUGUCAAUAUCCGGUGCAAUCACUUGUCGGACAUUACUGUUGAUGACUUUCUCCAAUUUAUGGUAAUUAUGGGUGAAUACGACGGCAAUACCGAUGAUUUCAGAUUCUGUACUAAACUGGCGUUUGUGGCCAUCGUUUUCAUACAACUCAUUCUUUCGUGUUUUAUAGACACCGGUCCUGUCAUACAAAAAAAUGGAAGUCCAGAAUCGUGGGCAUCAGUGCUCUCUUUAUUGACGUUUUGGUGGAUGAAUGCAAUGAUAUUCUUAGGCUAUAAAAGAGCGCUCACUUCCGAUGACUUGUGGCCUCUGAACGAAGAAAAUACAACAAAAUAUAAUUCAGAGCUAUUUAAUCAACGUUUACAACAAAAUCAAAAGACAAACCGAAAGGAAAUUCUUAUACCAAUUCUCACCACUUAUUGGUUUUAUAUAGUUUUGAUGAUUGUAUUGAAGUUAGGCCUCAGUUUCCUUCCGUAUGUCAACCCAAUGGUACUUAAUUGGCUCAUAGACUACAUGAGCGAAGGAAACACUGAUCCUGAAUGGCGUGGAUAUCUCUAUGCAGUCAUUAUGUUUAUGUCACCUAUGAUUGAAUCAGUGCUUAGCAGUCAGUAUGACUUGGGCACCGGUGUUACGGCCUUACGAGUGAGAUCUUGUAUUACAAAUGCUAUUUAUAGAAAGACAUCCUAUUCCGUGUCAAUCAAUAUAAAACAGAGUCUCCGGUUGUCGGGCGCCGGAAGAAAUGAGUUUACAAUCGGAGAGAUUAUAAAUCUAAUGGCAAUCGACACGUCCAGAGUUGCAGAGUUGGUUCAGAUAGUGAACGAGACGUGGUCUGCGCCCCUCCAGAUCAUGUUUGCCAUGUAUUUAUUGUGGCAACAGUUAGGCAUUGCAUCCAUCGCUGGUCUGGCGGCUAUGAUUUUCUUGAUCCCCGUCAAUGGCUUUAUAUCAGGAAAGUUACGUUUCAUUACAAACAGACUCAUGAAAUACAAAGACAAGAGAAUCAAAUUAAUGAACGAAAUAUUGAGUGGCAUUAAAGUGUUGAAACUAUACGCCUGGGAGUCAUCCUUUGAUGAACAAGUUAUGCAUAAACGCAAGCAUGAGAUCAAACAGUUAACCACAAGAGCCUACUUAAUGGGUGCCAUGAUUUAUGUCUUCUAUUUGGCUCCAUUUCUGGUGGCGGUCACUAGUUUUGCCACUUUUGUCUUCGCAAGCGAUUCAAAUGUGUUGACCCCUCAGAAGGCAUUUGUUUCGCUCGCACUCUUCAAUCAGAUGCGGUUCCCAUUGAAGGACUUCCCGCGACUUAUUUCUUUCUAUGCUAUGUUUUCAGUCUCACUGCAACGGAUUAAUAAAUAUAUGUCCGGUGAUGAGAUAGACUUCAAGUCUAUAACACAUGACAGUCAUAGCAGCGACGCUAUAGUUGUAGAGAAGGCAUCGUUUUCAUGGAGUAAAUCAGAAAAUGCAAUCCUUUCUGAUAUAUCGCUAACGGUUCCAAAGAAUAGGUUAAUAGCAGUGGUCGGUCAGGUCGGAGCGGGAAAGUCAUCGCUUUUAAGCGCCCUUUUGGGUGAUAUGUUUAAAAUAAAGGGCAAUAUUAACGUAAACGGGAGUAUAGCGUACGUCCCUCAAGAGGCCUGGAUACAAAACGCAACUCUCAAACAGAAUAUUAUUUACACGAGUGUUGAGAAUGAGAGUCGACUUAACAGAAUCAUUGAGAACUGCGCUCUUCUUCCGGAUCUGGAGGUACUUCCGGGCGGACACAACACGGAGAUCGGGGAAAAGGGCAUCAAUCUGUCGGGUGGGCAUAUAUUGAGCACUGUAUCACAGAUUUAUAAUUAUAUAAUUUGUUUGCAAACAGGGGGUCAAAAACAAAGGGUAUCGAUAGCCAGAGCUUGUUAUUCUUCAGCCGAUAUCUAUCUACUGGACGACCCAUUGUCUGCAUUAGACGCCAAUGUAGUUAAACAUGUUUUCGAUGCAAUCAUUGGACCAAAUGGUAUGCUUAGAGAUAAAACAAGAAUUCUGGUGACCCAUAGAAUAUCAGUAUUGUCUGAAUGCGACCAAAUUGUGGUCAUGAAAAACGGACUCAUUUCGGAAAUCGGUUCUUAUAAUCAAUUGUUACAAAAUAAAGGAGAUUUUGCAGAAUUUCUUAUAUCUCACACCAAUGAAGUAAAUGGAGAGGAAAUGGACCAAUUCCUACCUACUGAUGAAAUAAUCAACAAGGAUAGCAUUAUUACUACUAAAACCUCUGACAGAUUAUUAAGAGCCAGUAAUGCGUCAAAAAUAAGUACAAACAAAGAGAUCAAAUCAAAAGAAGAGAUGAAGAAAGUGUCAAAAUUGAUCGAAAAAGAAACGUCUGAAACCGGAUCCGUUAAGAUGAGUGUCUAUCGAGAGUACCUUCAGAAGAUUGGAUUAGUAAGUGCGGGCACUGUGUUGGUGGCCUAUAUAGCGGGUACUUCUUUCAAUAUAGCGUCGAGUCAAUGGUUAUCCCUUUGGAGUGAUGACUCCAAUGACCCCCAAAGAGCCAAUGAUAUUAGACUCAGAAAUAUACGGCUCGGUGUUUAUGCUGUGUUGGGGUCGGCAGAGUCUAUAUUCCUGUUCAUAUCGACCCUAACAUUGAAUUUGUCGGCUAUAAGAGGCGCCCGAAUACUUCACAACGACAUGUUGAGCCAUAUGUUUCGGGCGCCGAUGUCUUUUUUCGACACAACACCUAUGGGACGGAUAUUGAAUCGAUUCGCUCGAGAUAUCGAUGUUUUGGACACUUUGCUGGACACAAAUAUAAGAGUGAUGUUAACACAGGUCUUCCGAGCGCUCUCAGCAUUUGUGGUGAUGGCCAUCGAAAUCCCAAUAGUAUUAGUGUUUGUACUGCCCAUUGGACUCAUAUAUCUGUUGGUUCAGCGCCUAUACAUUCCCACAUCGCGACAGUUGAGGCGAAUUGAGUCGACCACCCGAUCGCCCAUAUAUUCACAUUUCUCAGAAACACUUACCGGUGCGACCAGUAUUAGAGCCUAUGGUUGCGUCGAUAAAUUCGUGGAUGAAUUCAACAAAAGGGUUGACUUGAAUAACAUGAGCUCUUUGACGGCACUUCUGGUCAGUUGUUGGCUUUGUAUUCGUUUGGAAUUUUUGGGAUACUCUAUAAUAUUCAUUAAUGCCUUAUAUGCUGUCAUAUUCCGACAUUCAGUGAGUCCCGGAGCUGUGGGACUGACACUGAGUUAUGCAAUGAUGAUAACCCGAGCAUUAAAUUACUUGGUCUUAAUCAUCACUCAAUUUGAGACCAAUAUUGUGUCAGUUGAGCGCUGUCUGGAGUACACACGCAUUCCGAUGGAGGCCCUGUCGAUGAAACCCGGGACAAAGCCAUCUGAAGAUUGGCCACAAAAGGGUUGCAUUACUUUUGAUAAGUAUAGCACCAGAUAUAGAGAUGGAUUGGAUCUGGUUUUGAGUGAAAUAUCAUUGAAAAUCAAUGGCGGCUCUAGAGUGGGAGUAGUGGGCAGAACAGGUGCCGGCAAAUCAUCGUUUACUUUAGCGCUCUUUCGUAUCAUUGAAGCCGCGAAUGGAGUCAUAGAUAUCGACGGCAUUGAUAUCAGUACUAUAGGUCUGUAUGAUCUGCGGUCGCGACUAACUAUCAUACCUCAAGAUCCGGUGCUCUUCACCGGCACUUUACGGCACAAUUUGGAUCCGUUUGAUAAGCACUCAGACUCCGAAAUAUGGGAAGUGUUAGAGUUGUCUCAUUUGAAACACUUCGUCGAUUCGUUAAACGCCGGUCUCGAUCAUCAGCUGACAGAAGGCGGCGAUAACUUGAGUGUCGGUCAAAAACAGUUGAUAUGUCUGGCGCGGGCACUGUUACGCAAAUCCAAGAUCAUAGUGUUGGAUGAGGCGACCGCUGCCGUCGACAUUGAAACCGAUGACUUGAUUCAGGACACUAUUAGGACUCAGUUUAAUGAGUGCACUGUUGUUACGAUCGCUCACCGAUUGAAUACAAUUGUUGACUACGAUAUGAUUGUUGUGAUGAAUGGGGGCGAGGUUGCAGAAUAUGAUUCCCCACAAGAACUCCUAAAUAACCCCCUGUCCAUAUUUCAUUCAAUGGCUAAGGAUUCUGGACAUAUAUAA